AUGGGUUCGAUAUCAGACCAUCAAGCAAGCGUUGAAGACAGGAUCAGUGAAUUACCUGAUACGAUCCAUUGUCACAUUCUUUCCUUCCUUGAAACGGUACAUGCUGUCAGAACCACCGUUUUGUCUACGAGAUGGAACAACAUAUGGAAAGUUCCUAAUCUACACUUUGAUUAUAUGCCAAGUUUCUGUCCUAAAUAUGAAGAUGAAGAUGCAGAUGCAUGUCGCAAUCAUUUUAUGACUUUCGUUGAUCGUGUACUUUUCUUUCGUGACUCGUCAAAAAUCCAAAACUAUACUCUCAGCUGUAUCCAUGAGUCUGAUUUCACUCGAAUUGAUGGUUGGCUUUGCACUGCCACCGGGCGCUUUCUUCCAUCAGGGUGUUUUCCAAGUCUCAAAUUCCUCCAUAUUACACUUCAUAUUUCUCUUGACAACUCUGUCGAACAGCUCAUUUCUUGUUGCCCUCUACUUGAAUGGUUGACUAUUGAUGGACUUAUUGGCACUCGUGGAGAUUCUGUGGAUGUUAAUUUCAACAUUUCUGCGUCUAAAUUGAAGACUUUGACAAUAAGUUUGUCAGCUUGUCCCACAAGCCCGUACAAUGUUUUAAUUAAUGCUCCAAAUCUGAAAAGCAUUAAUCUUAGCCAGAAUACUAUGGCCUAUUACUCUUUCGAGAAUGUAUGCUCUCUUGUCAAUGCCAAUAUUGUUCUCGAAGCCUGUCGAGAAAAGGAACGAAGUACUGUCUUUGCCAAUCGUGUCAUUGCACUUAUGGGAGCAAUUUCCAAUGUUAAACAUCUUUCUCUUUCAGGCGAAUGUGCAGAAGGUUGUCGUCAUCAAUACUUCCUCCCAGAAUACUUCCUCCCAGAGGAGUUGGUUCUGCAGGAUUGCUAUUUCUGGGAUUUGCUACCAGCAGUGCUCCAGAUAUCACAUAAUCUACAACAUCUUGUCUUGGAAGAUGUGAGUAUGAUCGAUGUGUUUACACUCUGUGUUUUAUGCCAACUUGCACCUGUUAAAGUUUUUCAUUUCACUCUUUUUGAAUAACUGUCAGAGCACCAAUUUAGUUCAAGGUUCUCAGAGAAUCAGUAAAAACCACCAGAAUGUGUGCCUGUUUGUUUGUUUCGGCUGAAGACUAUCUCCAUACGGAGAUUCCAGGGACGACAUGUUGAGAUGGCAGUGGCAAAGUAUUUAUUGAAGAAUUGUAAAGUUUUGAGUAAAAUGGCAAUAUAUGCAGGUCUUGGGAUUAUAAAAGAGAAGAAGUUACACCAGGAAUUUGCCAUGUUUGAAAGGGGCUCAACGACUUGUGAAGUUGAAAUCAUUGAAGCGUAAUUUGGUUUCUUCAAGCACUUUAUAUUCAAAGUGCAUUUGAGAUUUGGCACAAAUCCAUUUUCGAGUUUGUAACAGCAUGAACUAUUGUGAAAGAAGAUGAAUGAAUCGCUUUGAUUUUUGCA
Malus domestica (apple) is the source of this 1439-nucleotide messenger RNA. Lineage: Eukaryota; Viridiplantae; Streptophyta; Magnoliopsida; Rosales; Rosaceae. The record is from RefSeq and is a predicted model, not a curated record.